Trematosphaeria pertusa is the source of this 1961-nucleotide messenger RNA. Its product is annotated as asparaginyl-tRNA synthetase. Gene Ontology annotation, molecular function: asparagine-tRNA ligase activity; ATP binding; nucleic acid binding. Lineage: Eukaryota; Fungi; Ascomycota; Dothideomycetes; Pleosporales; Trematosphaeriaceae. The transcript is spliced from 9 exons. Gene Ontology annotation, cellular component: cytoplasm. The record is from RefSeq and is a predicted model, not a curated record. Gene Ontology annotation, biological process: asparaginyl-tRNA aminoacylation. Bases 23 to 1750 code for a protein of 575 amino acids.
UUGUAGCGCAAUUGAACCCGCCAUGGCGGAAACAACCUACUACAUCGACGAAGAUGCGGGCCAGGACCUCUCGACACAAACCGGCGACGAGAGCUUACCCUACAAGACGCUAGGAUUCGCAGUCCUCACCCACGGCGAGUCGCACAGAUUUCUCCACCGCAAGAGCUUGACCGGAGACAUUCCCGAGGGUUCAGAUGCCUCCGCCCGGUUAGAAUGGAGGCCGGUCGCAAGAGCGGCUAUGAAGAAGGCCAUCAACUACGCGAAGGCGCAGAAGAAGAAGGCAGAAAAGGAGCAGGAGCAGAUGGCAAUACGAAUGAAGGAAGAAGCAGACAGGAAGAAGGUGUUGGAGGAGGCAAAGAAGAUCGUGCUUGAGGAGGAUCCCAGCUUGCCAAAGGCGGAGAAGAUCAAGCUCGAUGAGACAGACCCUGCGAAGAUAAAGCUAGGCAAUGGGCAAGACGUUAAAGGCACACGGGUCAGGGUAUUCGGAAGGGUACAUCGCGAGAGGAGACAAAAGACCAACAUGUUCAUUACGCUCAAAGACGGAUAUGGCUUCAUGCAGGUCAUCUUGACUGGGAAGCUGGCUGCAACUUACGACGCCUUGACUUUGACCCGCGAGACUUCCAUGGAGAUCCUCGGAGAGCUGAGAGAGGUUCCACAAGGGGCACACGCGCCCAACGGACGGGAGCUCCACGCCGACUACUACCGUAUCCACCCAGGAUGGCACGCAGCAGGCGGAGACGAUGCCAUAACUAACAGGGUGUCCAAGGACACGGAACAUGCAACCCUCCUGGAUCUUCGCCACCUGACGCUACGAGGAGAGACCGCUUCUAAGGUGAUGAUUGUCCGUGACGCUGUCGAAUAUGCCUUCAACGUCGUGUACCGCGAACUGAGACUGCGCAAAGUUAGCCCUCCGGCGUUAGUGCAGACCAUGGUCGAGGGAGGUGCCACGCUCUUCGGACUACCCUAUUACAAUGAAGAGGCGUUCCUUACUCAGAGCUCACAGCUAUAUCUAGAGACCUGUUUAGCCAGUAUGGGAGAUGUAUACUGUAUUGAGAAGAGCUUCAGGGCAGAAAAAUCAUUGACCCGGCGCCAUUUGGCGGAAUACACUCACAUCGAAGCCGAGCUAGACUUCAUUCAUUUCGGUGAUCUCCUUGACCAUCUGGAGCUCGUCAUGUGCCGCGUCCUCGAGGUCGCCAUGGCCGAUCCCACCAUCAAACAGUACAUCAUGGAGCUCAACCCCGAGUUCCAAAUGCCCGAGCGUCCAUUCAAGCGUAUGCGGUAUAGCGAGGCUAUUGACUGGCUAGUGGAGCACGGCAUUCCGAACGAAGAAGGAGAGCCGCACAAGUUCGGUGAUGACAUUGCAGAAGCCGCGGAGCGUAAGAUGACGGAUGCGAUCAAUAGGCCAAUAUUCCUCACCCAUUUCCCUGUCGAGAUAAAAGCAUUUUACAUGCUCAAAGACAAAGAUGAUCCGCGGGUUACGCAUAGCGUGGAUUGCUUGAUGCCCGGUGUGGGCGAGAUCGUCGGCGGAAGUAUGAGAAUCGACCAGUACGAUGAGCUCCUCGUGGCGUUCGCCCGGCAGGAAAUCGAUCCGUCUUCGUACUACUGGUACACGGAUCAGAGGAAGUAUGGAAGCUCUCCCCAUGGCGGCUACGGGCUCGGUCUCGAGCGCUUCCUCGCAUGGCUCUGCAAACAGCAUACCGUCCGCGACUGCUGCUUGUAUCCGCGCUACUUUGGUCGCUGCAAGCCGUAAGGCAGCAUCUUCUAUCCCUUUCCUCUCGCCGCCCGCUUGGCCAAGACCUCUUCUCCCCCGCAUACGCAGGGCAUAGACUUUCGGUGGAUCAGGCUCACGAAGGAUAGCUAAGGCGUGUUUGAUUGAUUUCUUUUCACUUCCGGUCAGGUUAUAGCCUGUCGUGUCACUGAAAGGCGCAACAAAUAGACGGAUCAUACCCAAUCAUUUCGUG